Alternaria arborescens is the source of this 1392-nucleotide messenger RNA. RefSeq lists its product as hypothetical. The record is from RefSeq and is a predicted model, not a curated record. Lineage: Eukaryota; Fungi; Ascomycota; Dothideomycetes; Pleosporales; Pleosporaceae. The transcript is spliced from 2 exons. The coding region runs from base 1 to 1392 and encodes 463 amino acids. Gene Ontology annotation, molecular function: zinc ion binding.
AUGUCAGCAGAGCAAUUCUCGAAGCUCUCUCUUGGAGAGGACAUGGUUACAACUCGUGCUGGGGCCGCAAGGGCAGCAAGAGCUAGUGCACAGUCAUCAGAUCACUCUGACCAAGAUCAGCCCCUACCGUCAGUCGAGUCGACCGUUUCGCCUACGCCUUCCCUGGUUAUAUCGACGAAGAAUCUCCACUACAAUGUUUCGGCUUUCGAUACCGACCUACGAAGACGGGCCAAGAAGGGACUAGAAGGCAGCGAGAUUAGGUUGAAGUACUGCGCAGUCUCGGAAGAUGAAUACAGUCCGGGUGGUAGUCCAAAGAAAUUCUUCCAUCUUGAGGACGAUAUCACCGUGGCGAUGGGUGGAAGGUUAAGGAGGCCAGAGUGUACAUGUGGUGCCAACGAGAAAGGCCUCGCAUGUAAGCAUAUCUAUUGGGUUGGAGACCAGAUCAUUUCGACUUCGCCAGACGACAUGGUGAAGACACCACUUCACCUCUCACCUGAUGGCUCGAAAAUCGAAGAUGUGAAGCCUGCUGAAAUACUCGAUACCAAGGGUUUAGCCAACAUCGCCAACGACUUGAAGUGGGUUUACCGAGACGACGACGACCUACCUGAAGACGAUGAUGACCUGAAGGAAACAGUCAUCGAUAUGUUCUCCUGCUUCGAGCCCCGAGAUGCGCUUCCUGGGGAGUUUCGGUAUCCUGAAUCGCCCUUGACUUCAGAACGAUCAAAGAAGUACCAAGAGCUCGCAGAUCUCUUCACGCAGUACGCAAGUAGAGACCCCAGUCUGUACCUUCAGAUGCGCAAGAUCAUCGAUGCAGACUUCGAAAGCCGUGUUUUCUUUGAAAAGGUUGAAAAGCGCAUCGCGUUGACCUUCGAUGCUCUGGAUGAGUACAUUGCCAAAGGACCCAAAACUCUCUCUGAAGGCCCGCCUCGGUUCGAUGUUUCCAGUUGCGCAGAGCAGUUGACCUCACUAGUCGGGGCCAUUGAUGACUUUUACCAUCGCCAGGCUGAUGUCGAGGAUGCAGCUGCACGAGCAGCGAUGGCUCUUGUCACUAUCCUUGACCGUGUCACAGACCGCAAUGUAAAUGCAUACGAAGGCAUUACAUGGAGCGGCAUGGAGGCUUUAUCGGACCCUGUGCAAAGCAACCUAUACGUUGCACUCAUUGGAGCACAAACAGAUGACGACCAUCAAUUUGUACUCGAAGCGCUUGCGUCUUUACCACAAGAAGACGUAUACCGUAACCACUGGACAGUGUUGCAGGAUGUCGAACGCAAGCUGAUUGAGGCUGAUGCGCCUGCUCAUUACAUGAAUCUCUUCCGCAACCUGGUCUAUGAGAACCGUAAAAGGCCAGGGUCGGCGGUACGCGAACGAGAGCCGAAGCGGGCGAUGCAAUAA